Messenger RNA from Chelonus insularis, 630 nucleotides. Its product is annotated as odorant receptor Or1-like. The transcript is spliced from 4 exons. Bases 1 to 630 code for a protein of 209 amino acids. The record is from RefSeq and is a predicted model, not a curated record. Gene Ontology annotation, cellular component: plasma membrane. Gene Ontology annotation, molecular function: odorant binding; olfactory receptor activity. Gene Ontology annotation, biological process: detection of chemical stimulus involved in sensory perception of smell; sensory perception of smell. NCBI's taxonomy places the organism in Eukaryota, Metazoa, Arthropoda, Insecta, Hymenoptera, Braconidae.
AUGAGUGCUAAUGUUGACAUAGCACAUGAUACACUAUUUCCUGGUAUGUUAUUACAAAUCUGUGCUCAACUGAAUAUUUUAAAACAUAGGUUCAAAGUUAUGCUAAAUACAUUGCAAAAAAUUCAUAUUCGUGAUCAAAUAAAGCAAUUCGAAACUUUGAAAGCAAUAGAGAAAAAAUUAUUUGCCGAUUGUGUUGAACAUCAUGUUACUAUACUAAGAUUGACUGAUGAUGUGAUUUCGAUUUUCUCAAAAAUGAUAUUCAUUCAAUACUCUUGUAGUUCUAUUAUUUUAUGCAGUAGCGUCUAUGCUCUUUCCCAAAUGAAACCAUUCUCUCCAGAAUUUAUAGCAUGUGCUGUUUAUAUUCUAUGCAUGUUCUUCCAAAUAUUUUAUAUCUGUAUGUCUGGAAAUCGUGUAACUCUUGAGUUUUCAGAGUUAAGUGCUGCAAUGUAUGACACUAAUUGGUAUACACUUACUAAUGCUGGAAGAAAAAAUAUGUUUAUAAUGAUGAUGAGAUCAUUAAAACCAAUAGUUAUAGCUAGUGGACACUUUGUUACUUUAUCUCUAGAUUCAUUUAAGAAUCUUCUUAAAUUAUCUUAUACAAUCUACAACGUAUUCCAACAGUCCUCUUGA